This is a messenger RNA of Trypanosoma rangeli, 486 nucleotides long. RefSeq lists its product as uncharacterized. The transcript has a single exon. The record is from RefSeq and is a predicted model, not a curated record. NCBI's taxonomy places the organism in Eukaryota, Euglenozoa, Kinetoplastea, Trypanosomatida, Trypanosomatidae. The annotation marks the transcript as partial.
AGUGCCCGCGAUGUGUUUUUCCACCGCUCGUCGCGAAGCCGCACUGCGGGCAUAAAACUGCCCGCCCCACAUGCAUCACGCAAGUGCGCCUACGUGCCGCUCAAACGUUCUGCCCGAGCAGCUCCCUGGCAAGGCAACGGCUGGCACCCCUCCCAGCCGAUGCCGCACCGCCUGGGCCUGAACGCGGGCACGCCGUUGCUCGUGGAAGCCUUCGUCCGCCAAUGGGGGCCCGGACGCAUUAUUGCGAGUGGGGUCACCCCGGUGCGCCCUCCCCGAGGGCCGGCUAUUCACUACAAAAAGACCGACGGUGCGCCGCCAAGUGCCCAGGCGGACUCUCGGCCCGUUGGCAUGACAAAAUACGCUAGAGAAUGCCACAGAGAGGCAAAAUCCUUUUUCUUCUUUUCUUUUGUUGCUUCGCCCACGGCUCAAGGGCUACCAGCAACGGCAACUCAAUUGCAGGGAAUGCACCAAGCAAAAGUGGGGUAA